UUUCAAUUGGAGUAAUUAAAAAUGGUGUAAAAUUAUAAGAAAUCCGAAUUUUUUUGAAAGUAGGCAAUAUAUCCGAAAAAUAAAUGCAACCAAAAUAAAACUCUUUUGCCAAAACUUUGAUUAAAUAACCUUUUUACAGUUUAUUUUGUUUUCAGGCUUAGAUAGCUAUUACAUUUUAAGAAAACAUCAUGUCUUUGUGACAGUUGCUAAAAAUGUCAGCUUCAUCAAAAUUAAUAAUUCAUAAAUUUGAGGCAUCUGGCGUUAAUUACAAAUCAUUACAUAUUACAAUCGAUGAAGAGGAUAGUUGCACGCUUGCGGUUAAAUAUGGUGAAUGGCUGGAUGGGAAAAUACAAGAGAAAAAGAAAGACCCUGAUAAGUCUUCACGCUUAGUUGUAAAAAUAGUUACUGGAAAUGAAUUUGAUGUGUUUGAUUUGGAUUCCACUGCAAAGGAAAUAGAUGCUACUGAAAAUUAUACAAUCAAUAAUUUUUCGGACUCCUUAGUACUACAUAAACCUGAACUUUACUACAAAUAUGGUGAUAAAGUACAUGAUACAGAGAGCAGCAAUAAAGAAGAAUCAAGAAAUCUAGUAAUUUCAAAUCAACAAACAUUACAGAACAAUAUAUGUUUCAAAAAUGAUAUAACAUUACAAUUUUAUGUUAAAAAUAAAUGUAAACUAUCAGGAAACUAUUUGAGUCCUUUGGAACACAGUCUUGAGAAAGUAAAAGAAAAUAAUGCUCGUAUUAUGGAAAAUAUUCACAUGCUGAAUAGAACUUUAAACUAUACGAAAAAGAAAGAGAUACUUGACAUUGUUUGUCCAAAAUCAAUGAGAUCAUUUCCUUGCAACACAUGCGGAAAAUGUUUUGUUUAUGAAACGGGGUUACGGCGACAUUAUUCUAUGAGACAUGCGAUGACGGAAGCGCAACCUCGUUGGCAGGUCGUGUGGACAUGUAUUCAGUGCUUUCAAGUUUGGCCGCGACAAGAUCAGGCACUCAAACAUUCCAGUGAAUGUUGCAAAUCAAACAACGCAGAUUGUGUCCGAGAGAUAAAAACUUCCUCACUGCUACAAUGCGAAUUUUGUGAAAAAGUUUAUACAAGUAUUCCUAGACUACUGCGACAUUCUAAAAUUCAUACUACAGCAAACAAUUACGAAUGUAAUGCAUGCGGUAUGGCAUUUUUGUCAUAUAAAACAGCUGAACAGCAUUGGAUUUUAUGCCCUUGGUUGAAUAUGUAUUACAGCUUUUCUUUACCGAAGUUAUUGCUAUGUAAUGCAUGUGAUCGAAAAUUCAGGAAUUAUGAACAGCUAUAUAAUCAUAGGUAUAAAGUUGGCCACUUCAUGACCAAAACACAUUGCAAUCAAGGCAGUGCAAAAUCUUUGGGUAUAUUGGUAUAUCAAUGUGAGAUAUGUGGUCAAUGGUAUCCUUCUAUAGCACCAUUGAGAGCCCAUAAAAAUCAAUACCAUCCGAAACAUGAAAUUGGAAUGCAAUGCAGAAUGGAUAAGACCUUCAAAGAUGGUCAGAACUUCUUUAUGGCAAGUGAUAAUUUUUAUGUGAAUCAGAAUGAAGAGAUAAUUAAGCCUCAAGAACAACAAUAAAUAUAAUUUGUAAUGUUAGUGUAGUUGAAGUGUUAAUUGCAUUUUGUAAUAAAAUAAAGUAAGAAUAAUGUA
This is a messenger RNA of Trichoplusia ni (cabbage looper), 1664 nucleotides long. Its product is annotated as zinc finger protein 347-like. NCBI's taxonomy places the organism in Eukaryota, Metazoa, Arthropoda, Insecta, Lepidoptera, Noctuidae. The coding region runs from base 213 to 1592 and encodes 459 amino acids. The record is from RefSeq and is a predicted model, not a curated record. Gene Ontology annotation, cellular component: nucleus. Gene Ontology annotation, molecular function: sequence-specific DNA binding; DNA-binding transcription factor activity, RNA polymerase II-specific. Gene Ontology annotation, biological process: regulation of transcription by RNA polymerase II. The transcript has 3 exons.